Gilbertella persicaria is the source of this 548-nucleotide messenger RNA. RefSeq lists its product as uncharacterized. Gene Ontology annotation, biological process: positive regulation of mitochondrial DNA replication; DNA recombination. Lineage: Eukaryota; Fungi; Mucoromycota; Mucoromycetes; Mucorales; Choanephoraceae. The coding region runs from base 19 to 510 and encodes 163 amino acids. Gene Ontology annotation, cellular component: mitochondrial large ribosomal subunit; nucleus. Gene Ontology annotation, molecular function: DNA strand exchange activity; structural constituent of ribosome; single-stranded DNA binding. The record is from RefSeq and is a predicted model, not a curated record. The transcript has 2 exons.
UUUUAUUCACCCUGGACCAUGGCUUCGAACAGUGUCUAUCUCUUUCGUCAUAUACAAACAAAGCAAAUUCUUGUUAGCUUAAAGCCCAACAUGAAGUCUAAAGUAUUGAAUCAACUUGCUUCCACACAACGUCCUGUCGCUUUAAGAAAAGAUCUAUGGCGUCCCUUGGUUGCUUUGACAGGCUUCCAAACACCUCAAACAGCACAGGCAGUAUCAGACGCUUUUUUGCAACGUUCAAAGACCCGUCAACUCGAUAUGGCUACUAGUCCUGAACACCUUGCUAGACCUAAACGCUUGAGAGUGGUGGAUGAAAAGGACUUGAUUGAAAAAUCAGUUAUGUCACUAUGUGAAUCUUUAGAAGCAGUAGCCAAGCAUGAGACUCAGGUAUUGGCUCUUUGGGAGCAACCUCAGUUUAUGGAAUUGAAGGGGGAUGCUGAAUGGCCAGCAUUUUUACAGCAUGGACAAUUAGAAUUAAGAAAUAACCGAUUCGUAAAGGAAAAUGUAGCAUAAACUAGAAAAGACAAUAAAGACAUCUAUAUACAUCCCCU